AUGCAGAAAGGCGGCUCAGCGACCGGGCGGCUCGGGUGCACAGCGGCUCGGCUCCCGGGCGGCUCGGCGGCUGGGCGGCUCGGGCGCAGGGCGGCUCGGCUCCCGGGCGGCUCGGCGUCAGGGCGGCUCGGGUGCAGCGGCGGGUCGACCGGUGCAGUGGCGGGCCGGCAGGUGCAGCGGCGGGCCGGCAGGUGCAGCGGCGGGCCGGCAGGUGCAGGCGGCGGGCCGGCAGGUGCAGCGGCGGGCCGGCAGGUGCAGGCGGCGGGCCGUAGGGUGCAGCGGCGGGCCGUAGGGUGCCGCGGCGGGCCGGCAGGUGCAGCGGCGGGGCCGUCAGGUGAAGCGGCGGGCCGCUGGGUGCAGCGGCGGGCCGGCAGGUGCAGCGGCGGGCCGGCAGGAGCAGCGGCGGGCCGGCAGGAGCAGCGGCGGGGCCGUCAGGUGAGGCGGCGGGCCGGCAGGAGCAGCGGCGGGCCGACAGGAGCAGUGGCGGGGCCGUCAGAGGCGGCGGGCCGUAGGGUGCAGCGGCGGGCCGUAGGGUGCAGCGGCGGGGCCGUCAGAGGCGGCGGCGGGGCCGCAGCAGUAGAGGCGGGGCCGCGUCAGGGGAGGCGGCGGGGCCGCGUCAGGGGAGGCGGCGGGGCCGCGUCAGGGGAGGCGGCGGGGCCGCGUCAGGGGAGGCGGCGGGGCCGCGUCAAGCAGGCGGCGGGGCCGCGAUCAGGAGAGGUGGCGGGGCCGCGUCUGAGGGACAGCGGGGCCGCGAGGGAAAAGGCGACCCGAGGGGUCGCUAAAAAAAAGGCGCGCCUCGGGGCGCGCUUCGGUGGGCCCUAA
This is a messenger RNA of Closterium sp. NIES-65, 822 nucleotides long. NCBI's taxonomy places the organism in Eukaryota, Viridiplantae, Streptophyta, Zygnematophyceae, Desmidiales, Closteriaceae. The record is from the annotation of a GenBank genome assembly.